This is a messenger RNA of Salvia miltiorrhiza (redroot sage), 750 nucleotides long. RefSeq lists its product as uncharacterized. Lineage: Eukaryota; Viridiplantae; Streptophyta; Magnoliopsida; Lamiales; Lamiaceae. The transcript has a single exon. The record is from RefSeq and is a predicted model, not a curated record. The coding region runs from base 1 to 750 and encodes 249 amino acids.
AUGGCUGGAUCGGUGCCAAUGCAGCCCCCGAGGGCAAAUGCAAUAGCCGAAAAGCCACCUAAGUUUGGUGGGUCACACUUCAAAAUAUGGCAACAUAAGAUGAUGUUCUACAUCAUGACUUUGGGCUUGGUCGAUUUCCUGUGGGAAGACGAGCCUCCUACGCCAGCGGAGAACGAGACCAAUUUCUGGGUGCAUGCCGCGUAUGACGAUUGGCGCUAUGGCGACUAUCUUUGUAAACAUUUCAUUUUAGAAGGUUUAGAAGAUAGUUUAUACAAUGUAUACGCCAAUGUAAAGACCUCCAAACCACUUUGGGAGGCACUAGAGAAUAAGUACCGUAGUGAUGAUGUAAUAGCUAAGUUCUUAGACUUUAAGAUGAUCGAUGGUAGAUCGAUCAUGGAUCAAGUGCAAGAAUUCCAACUUAUCUUGCAUGAGUUGGAAUCCGAAGGGAUGAAAAUGCCCGAAGCUUUCAUCACUGCGGCGGUCAUCGAGAUGCUACCGCCAAGCUGGAUUGACUUCAAGAGCUACCUUAUGCAGAACAAUGAGGAGAUGACUCUUGAAGAUCUCAUGGUUAAGCUGCGCCUAGAGUUUGACGUGAGGGAAUGUAUGACCAAGGUCGAAAACUCAUCUCAAGUCAAAGGCAACUUGUUGGAGAAAGGCGGUCCCUCCAACAACAAGCGUGCUCGCCAAAACGCCAAGGACAAGGGCAAGGCAAAAAACAUGGUAUUGCUAUCUUUAUCUUCUAAGAAGUAA